UUUUCUCUAGAUUUUAAAGUAGUUUCUUAUAUUAAUAAAUUGUGCUUUAAUAGCACUCUAGACACACAUUUGCAAAAUGAAAAGUACAUAAAUGGAAAGUUAAGCGAUCGCUGUUCAUUCCUGAAGACGCUCAAAAUACAAUCGUGAAUCAAAGAAAUUUUCAUUGAAUGUUCGGUGAUGAUAUUAAGAUGAAAAAUAUCUUCUAGCGUUUUCUGAAUCUGAUCGUGAUGCGUUACUUCCACUCGCGCAAUUAAAGUAAAAAAUGAAUGAAGAUGAAGCUUCGUCUCGCGCGGAAUCGCAUAGCGCGUGCACGCAUGCAUAAUACGACACGCGUUCAAGAUGUCUUCGCGCUUCCCUAUAUUUAUAGCUAGAGACAAAUAUACACCUUGGCGUAGGUCCAAUCGCCUGUAUACUCGCACACAGUCUACGGGAAAAACGGACAAACCCCGUAAUAGCGGAGCUGUGUCAGUGCUAUUAGUGACGUCGCGCGCAGUGUAAGAAUCUCGGACGCGGACGCAAACGCGUGCAAAAAGAAGAAAUAGAAGAAAUGAGCGAGACCCGCGGAUAGAGGCAAACCGUCUUUCGAGGAAAGACGAGAUUGCGGGAAAUUAUCUUUCUUUACGAUGCGAGUGCUGUCUGAUUACGCGAAUACGAUGCGAUUACCGUAUCUAUUCAUGACGGAAGAAACGACGAGCACCGCGACAACGAACACCCGUUUCUGACCGAUCGACCGACCGACCGACAAUAGCCUAGGAUAAAUUUAAUUCACGUCGGCCCGCUGCAUUUGGAUUAAUAUCGGUGUCAAUCGAAAUGCACUCCAUGUAUUCGUCUAAGAAAGGCGAUCCUCUUUGCCCUUUGGGUUUCCACCCGCAGGUUCGAUGGCCAACGCGUUGCAAACGGUGUUUCAGGGACUAUAAAGAGCAUGGCGGCAGGAGAAAUAGUCUCGGAGACAUCACGUCUUCGUCUCCCAGUCUUUCUUCGGAUUCGACACGCGGAUCCGAGAGCAAAAGGAUAUGGUCUUCCGCUACCAAUUUGGCAAAAGACGAAAUCAAGAAUAAUCAUUCGCAACCAGCGGUAACAACUGGAUGGACAUCUCUAAUGGAUCUUUCCGCCAUAGAUAAGAAUCCAGAAGACGCUCCUAAAUUAGAAAACGUUCAAAGACCGGCGAAGCUUCAAAUAAAGAAUGUGAUAAGCAACACCAACGGCGGUACUUCGGAAAACGACGUCGAAUUUAUUAUUGAGGAUGAGAUAGAAAAAUUGAGGUCUCAAUUGAAUGAUAUGAGAACGAGAUGCGAGAGAGCGGAGAAAGAAAAAAGCGAAAUAUUAUUGCGUCGAUUGUCGACCAUGGAGACAAUGUCGAAUAAAACAUCGUCAAGCGAAGUAACGAAGCUACAAAAGAAAAAUGAAGCACUUGCGCAAGAGAAAAACGUAUUGCUAGCAAAGAUAAAAAGCUUGGAAAAAGAAGCAACUAGUAAACCAUACAGAGGUGAAAGGGAUAAAACGCACGACGAAUUACGUUCAAAACUGAAAGCCGCGGAAAGCCUUUGUGAAAGUUUAAUGGAUGAAAACGAAGACAUGAAAAAAGAAAUCAGACAAUUAGAAGAAGAGAUCUACGAGUUGCAGGAUAAUUUUAGGGACGAACAAGCAGAUGAGUAUACUCGUUUAAGAAAAAGUUUGGAACAAUCAAACAAAAAUUGUCGAAUAUUAUCGUUUAAAUUGCGAAAAGUAGAACGCAAAACUGAAGAAUUAGAAAACGAACGAUCCUCUUUAGAGAAAAAGUAUGAAGAGGUAAAGAAAACAGAAGAAAUUCUGCAAAAAAUAAGUAGCGCAUUUCAAGACAGAACGCAAAAAAAACCAACAGAAUCUACAACAAAAUUACAACUUAAAAAGAUGGUUGACGAAAUGGAGAAGGAAAUAGAGGACAUGAUGGGGAUCUUUAUCAAUAUUAAAAAUGGACACAAUGUAGAUAUACCAGAUGUAAAACUAAAAGAUAAUAAUAACUUAAAGUACGAUAAACUUUUAAAAGAAAAUGAACAGCUUAAAGAGAAAUUCGAAUCUGUUACGAAAGAACUGGCUAGUGAAAAAGAAAAGAAAAAAUCUCAACCACAUGUAAAAACAGAAGAUACCAAAAAUGUAGAGUUACAAAAUGUGAAGAAAAAAUUGGACGAAGUAGUUAUUUUACGAGAAGCUGAAAGAAAAGCUUGGGAUAAAGAGAAAUUGGCGCUUUCAGAGGAAAAGGAGAAAUUGAAAUCUAAACUUUUGUCGCUAUCAGCCGAAAAAUUAAAAAUUUAUAACGAGGUUGUACAACUAAAAAAAGAUCUCGAAACAGUUAAAUCAUCGGAAAAAGAUGUAGCCACGAUGGAAGUAACAAUAAAUGAAAUAAAAGAAAAACUCUCGCAAGAACAAGAAAAGUGUAAAAAACUGCAGGAUGAUUUGUCAUCGUAUACCGAAAGGGAAUCAAAAAUGUCACAAUCGAUAACAUCUGUUGAACAGACAAAAAUCAAACUUGAUGCUGAGAUAAAACGUUUAAAGAAAGAAUUAGAAAAUACAAAGUCUACCACAUCAACGAAGAUUACGGAUCUAACCGCAGAGCUUGCAGAACUUAAGCAGGAGAAAGAAAAAUUAACAUUACAACUUAAUAACGAGAAAGAAACAAAGGAAACCGAAAUAGCGACACUAAAGAAAAAAAUGACUUCCUUAGAAAAAGCUGGUCAAAACACAAAACGCAUGAAUGAGAUAAAAGAGACUUACAAUGAAAAAAUAUUAAAUCUUGAGAAUGAGAUUAAGAAACAUCAGCAUGAAUAUGAGACUCUUACCAAAAAACAUCAAGAACUUACAAACUCAAAGCUACAACUUGAAAAGGAGAAUGAAUCUCUGAAUAGCAAAUGCUCGGAAUAUAAGAAAGACUUGAAAAAUAUAAAAGAUGAACUUGAAAAAUUAAGUAACUUGAUGAGAACGAAAGAGAGCGAAUGGCGAUUGGAAAAAUCUGUUCUUGAGGGCCAAAUUCGUGACAAUCAAUUGCCAAACAAAGUUAUCGUAGAAGAAUUAAAUAACGAAAUUAAUACACUGAAGAAAGAAAAUGCUACUUUAUUGGAACGAUUGGAAGAUGUGAGAAAAGUGAAUGAUGAUUUGUCUAUGAAACUAAAAGAUUAUCAAGCAGUUUCUAAGAUUCAUCAAGCGUUAACACCUGAUACUACGGCAUUGGAAUCGGAAAUUGGGAAAUUAAAGAAUGCCUUGACAAACAUGGAAAAAGCCAAGAAAGCAGAUUUAGCACAAUGUAAAAUGCGCUACGAGCACAGAAUUACGGCAAUUAAUGACGAGAUUCAGGCAAUCCAGAAUCAAUUAUCACGAUACAAGCGCGAACGUGAUACUUAUAAGCACAUGUUAGAAGGCGCGCAAAAAACUAUAGGUGAGCUAAAGUCCACAAGACACGGUAGACUUUCUAAUGCAUCUUCGGGAAAAUCGGACGAGGACGAAGAAUCAUCAAAAGCUAAUGUGUUAGUGUUAGAAAAACAAAUCAGCUGUAUGGAAGACGAACUUUCUGAGACAAGAUUGGAAGCUUCCAGACUGAAGGCUGAAUUGGUUUCGGAAAAAUCAGGUAGUCAUGUUAAAGUCUCCGAACUUCAGUCCCGAAUUAACGAGUUGGAGGAAGAGCGAUUACUCACUAGCGGACGUUCGAAAAUUCCAGGAUUGAAAGUACGUAUGGAGUUGGCUUGGCAAAAAGAGAGAGAAGAGCAUCAAAGGUUAUUGCAAGAAACGGCAACGUUAGCGCGAGAUUUGCGACAGACAUUAUUCGAGAUAGAAAGAGAACGCAGCAAAGAACGGCUUGAAAAUAAAAGGAAACAAGAUCAGUUAAAGAAAGUAUUUGACGAAGAGAAGGAUGAGAAUAGGAAAAAAUUAUCAGAGUUGCAAUGCGACCUACUCGAGUUGCGGGACGCGCAUGCAAAGUUAAGAACGAGCAACGAAAAGAUGAGACGUGAAAAAGAGCGACACGAGAAGGAAAGACAGGAACUCAAAGAAAUUAUAUUAAGUAAAUGCAAAUUAGAGCAAACUGAAUUGAGAAAUAUUAACAUUCUUAUGCAACAAGUACAGGAUUUGCUACAGUUGUUCCCUGAAUUAAAUACUGUAACGGAAAACGGAACGUCUGAUGUAUAUACGCCAACACCUCCGAGACGAUUGAAGGGACCAAAAUCCAGGGAGUCAUCGCCAAUGUUGGAAACGAAGAACGAUGCAAAAGCUGUAGCUCCAGUACUCGGCGAAAGAACAGAAAAAUUAGAGUAUACUAUCAAAAAAUUAAUGGACGUAGCGAAGGAACUUAAAGAAUCAAAGAAAACGGUAGACGAAACGAAUGCAAUGCGAUUGAAGAAAUUGGGGAAGAGAGCGACAUCAGUAGAAAGUGAUCCAGGGAAAGGAGUAGUGUCGAAUCGUAAUAAACCACGUUUGAAAAAAAAGAGUCUUUCUUUGGAACAAACAUCUGAGCGUCAGCAAUCUCCAGCUAUUUGGGGAGGGGAUAGCAACUUGUCGAGCAUGCAAUCAUUGGAGGGAUCAGAAGUCGAGUCUAGUCGCGGAAAUAGUCGACAAAGAGAUUCCAGUGUAGACAGCCGCCUGUCCGGAGGAUCAACAAAAAGCGAAAUGUUAGAUCGGGACAAGAAAUAUGGCAAAGGGAUAAUACGUAAAUUAACACACAAAUUAACUAAAUCGUCCAGCGUCGAUGACCCAAAUAUGACCGACUACUCGCUUCAGACAUCUGGUUCUGAAACCAGCCUCAACGAAACCCUUAAAAUGGAAAAGAAGAAUUUAAAGAAAAAAUUAUCAGCCAUGUUCAAAAGAGGUUCAAGAAGUAGCAGUGUAGAAAAGAAGAGUGGAACUGGCAAUUCCAGCAGACCUGCUUCAAGGAACUCCAUGACAUCGGAUUAGUAAUUCAACAUGUACGAUGUUAUUUGGUAUAUUUUGACUAGACGUCGCAAUUACUUCCCAAGAGAGAAAGAAACAUUACAUUCGAUGAUGCUGUAAUAAAAAAGUGGACUGCUCAAAGUUGUAUUUAGGUAUUAUACCGAGAUGGUUUCGUUAAUAGAAAACGUAACACAUA
Messenger RNA from Monomorium pharaonis (pharaoh ant), 5089 nucleotides. RefSeq names its product GRIP and coiled-coil domain-containing protein 2. The coding region runs from base 811 to 4917 and encodes 1368 amino acids. The transcript is spliced from 28 exons. The record is from RefSeq and is a predicted model, not a curated record. NCBI's taxonomy places the organism in Eukaryota, Metazoa, Arthropoda, Insecta, Hymenoptera, Formicidae.